This is a messenger RNA of Plasmodium cynomolgi strain B, 3279 nucleotides long. RefSeq lists its product as hypothetical. The record is from RefSeq and is a predicted model, not a curated record. Bases 1 to 3279 code for a protein of 1092 amino acids. Lineage: Eukaryota; Apicomplexa; Aconoidasida; Haemosporida; Plasmodiidae. The transcript is spliced from 10 exons.
AUGGGGUUCCUACUUCUUUAUUCGAUUAUAUGUUGGCUGCUAAUGGGAAGCGUCGUCUCCAUCUACGACGACAACUUUGCGUUCACGUUUAAGGAGGUGAAUAGGGUCCACACUGUCAAAAGUGACGUCCUCAAAUUUGAAAUAGAACUUCUUCUGUCCUUCAACACGGAAAUGACUGCAAAGGAAUUUUUCUUAACGGCGUUGAUCCCUGCCAAAAACCUACGCGUGUUGGCCUUCCAAAGAGAAGACGACAAAGCGGUGCAGGAAAAUGUAGAAAUUCGCCUGAACAAGGAAGCUGCGGGAGAAAAAGACCCAUGUGAUUAUCUAAUCACGUCGAAGAUGUACCUUCUGAAGCUCUCCUCAGAGGAGCUUAAAAAAUUCAAAAUUUAUCGCUACCCCUUUGCGAACAAAGAGAAGCCCCCACCUGUCCCCCCCCAAUAUGAAUACUCAGAGGAAUCGCUAAAAAACUUCUUCCCCAGCGAAGGAACGAUAUACCCCUCAAACUACUUUUUAAAAAUCUCCGUGGAGGUUGCCAAGGGCGGGUUCAGCUCGGAUGGCAUUUGGAUUUUCGCCCUAGCCGAAAAGAACAACACUAGGACGGGGAACCAAGAGUGCACAAUUUACUCGAAUGAGUUGGCCGAGGUGUUUCUCCCGAUGGCCACCCACAACGACCUCUUCCUCUUGUACUGCAACAGCGCCACCAACGCGGAGCUACUCAACUUAGUUCCAGACUUGAGAAAAAGCUUCGACGUCAAAAUAUUCGCCACCAAAGCGUUUUAUGGAGCCGAGGGGGUGAAGUACACCAUUCAAAUGAGCUUAGGCGAAAUUGCUGCUGCGUUGAAGUUGGGUAGGAAUUUGAGGAGACGGUUCCUUCGGAGCCACCAAGUGGUGAUCCACCUGAAGAUGCCCCCAGACCUCUGCUACGCCAACUCCUGCUUCAGCACAAACAAGGAGGACCCCUGCCGGAACGUGAAGGCGGGCCACUUCGAGCAGUGCGCGUACACCUUCCGGAACUACGAGUUUGUGUUGAAGUCCAGCGAGGGCCAGGUCGUGCAGGACCAAGUGGAAGUGCUGCUGGAAAACAUCAACCACCCCCUCAUCAACCUGGAGAGCGAUAAAAACUGGACGAUAAAUCUCCUCACUGUGGACAGCUCCAACUUUGCCAUCAGUCAGGAACACAAAGAAAUUUUGCAGAGGGUCUCGAACGACGUGUGCUCCAAAAAGUUCAUCCAAAAAUUUGUGAACGUUCAUGCGGACAUCGUCACGUGGAUGAACUCCCACCUAGCGGUGGUGCCCACGCCUAAGUUGACGCCCCUCGUGGUGGAGCCAACCGACCAGCACGGGCUGCUGGAGGACCCCCUGCUAGUGCAGCUCAAGCUGCGCUUCCCGGAGACGCACCUCUUCAGCAAGUGCACGGUGGAGCUCAAGACCAUCCACAGUUUCGCGUCAGUCACAAGCAGGAGCGAACACCGACUAGACCGCUACAACAUGAAGUUGAUGUUACCCAACUCAGCAUUCAAGCCGGUACAUUAUGACCAGCACCGAUUGUAUGUCCAAAAAAAGGCCAUCCGAAAUAACGACUUAGUAAGGUUCGCACUCAACGUUACCAAAUACAACAGUAGAGACUACUGGAGAAUCACAAUUGGCUGUCUAAAUAGUGAGAACAAAUACAUAAGGGAGGCACAGGCCCUGUUUACAUAUCCCAUAGAAAAUAAAAAGAUGUUCCUAAGUGACCUUUACUUUGGAGAGAAGCUUGCCAACAACACCUACCUGUUUUACCUAAAUGUAUUUCUGUUCGAUGAGAAGGAAGUAGAAAUUAAGUUGUCCCUCCAGGAUGGCUCCACUCCUUUGGUGGCACGUCCCCCUACUGCAAUACAGACAAAGGAUAAAACGCACCUAACUGACACAUGUGAUGCCUAUGUCCACACCUCCUGCUACGAUUUAGUAUACCAUGAAUGCUCGAAAGAGCACCAGACUAUACUGUACAAAAUUAACUCCUACAGAUCGACGAACAAACACUUCACUGUAUUAUUCCCACUUGUCAUCCCAGAAGGAGAAAAAAAAUUCACCUUACAAAUAACUGUUGAAACGAAGAAGAAUGCGAAACGUGUACAGAAAGAUAUACACGUGGACAUAGAUCAUAUAGUAUCUCAUAACGGUAAAGCGCCUUGUGUAAAUAACCUUAUCACAACAUUGCGGAAAUAUCAAUCGUAUGAGUCCCACUUAUUUCUUCUCUUCAGAGCAGUGAAUUGCUACCGAGUGUAUGAACCCUUCCUGAUUAACCAUCAUAAAAGUGAAGGGUUUCAUGCAAAAACGGAUUCAUCACAGUAUGGAGAUAAGUUCACCUUCCAGAAAACGUACAGACAGACAUUCCCCGUGAAUUACGAAUCGGUGUCGCAACUCAUUUUCGAUCAUCACCUAAUUAGUGUCAUCACCAUUAUCCUAAUUGAUGAUGCGUUUUUUUUAAAUUCACGCAUACCAAAUGGAGAAACAGAAAUUGUCAAAUUUUUUAAAAAAAAAAUCCUCUCCCUUCCUUAUAAUAAAUAUUACCUAGUUAAUUACUCCAACCAAAAUGUACUCAUCAGUAUGUACACAUAUGUCGAUGUUGAAGAGGUCAAAAUUGACAUUGUCCAGAAAUCUUCAGACAUUCAACACGUUGUAGCAGCUUUGGAUAAAGCUAUCUCCUUUGCUGAAUAUGUAAAAUCGAAGGAGACACACUACAUGCAUACCGAGUACAGCAUUUUAUUGCUAACCGAUAUGGAAGGAAUGGACACUGUGAGAGCGGCUACAAGUCAAUAUGUUAAAAACGAAAAUGAUGUCGAGAAAAAUUUUUCGAGGAUUUACGUCCUAUCCUUUGAAAAGGGGGAAGACUUCUCCAACAAUGAUAUACUUAAUGAAUCCAUUCAGAAUGUGCAACAUAUGUACACAUACAAUACAAAAAAAACGGACCAUAUUUUCUUCACUUCCUUUCACAACUACACAGUUGAUGAGGAACUCAUGGUACACUACGCCAAGGCCGCCCUCCAAGAUUAUCUCCUCCUGCACACACAGAUUUACAAAACGGCGUGGUACUUAAUAGGCAUAUGCAGAUACAACGUCGUGAAGAACAGCCCUCCCACUCGAAAACUGCACUUGUUCUACGUUGACAAGAAUGUCAAAACUGUCACGUAUUCCAUUUCGGCUGACGAGGCCAAGAGCGUGCUCGACAACUCCUCCGCCGAUUCCUACCAGGACAUGUGCAACAUUUUCACGCAGCUGCAGUUGCUGGGGCAUAGGUAG